AUGAGUGGCACCAGUACCAGGGGCACCAGUACCAGGGGCAGCACCAGUACCCGGGACAACACUAAUACCAGGGACACGUCAAUGCCAGGGGCAGCACCAGUACCAGUGGCAGCACCAGUACCAGGGAGCAGAUCAGUACCAGCGGCAGCACCAGUACCAGGGACAGCACCAGUACCAGGACAGCACCAUUACCAGGGUCAUCACCAGUACCAGGGGAAGCAACGCAUCACAGGGGUAUCACCAGACCAGGGGCAGCACUACCUGGGGCAUCACCAGUACCAGGGGAAGCACCAGUACCAGGGGCAGCACCAUUACCAGGGUCAUCACCAGUACCAGGGCAGCACCAGUACCAGGGAAGACCAGCCCAGGAGCAGCACCCACCAGUACCAGGGGCACCAGUACAGGGACAAGCACCAGUACCAGGGGCAGCACAAGUACCAGGGGCAGCACCAGUGCCAUACACACUAUCAGUACCUGGGACAGCACCAGUACGAGUGGCAGCACCAGUACCAGGGCACCAGUACCAGGGGCAGCACCAGUACCCGGGACAACACUAGUACCAGGACACUAGCAAUGCCAGGGCAGCACCAGUACCAGUGGCAGCACCAGUACCAGGGGCAGCAUCAGUACCCAGGGCAGCACCAGUACCAGGGACAGCACCAGUACCAGGGACAGCACCAUUACCAGGGCUCAUCACCAGUACCAGGGAAGCACCAGUACCAGGGGUAUCACCAGGACCAGGGGAAGCACCAAUACCUGGGGCAUCACCAGUACCAGGGAAGCACCAGUACCAGGGGCAGCACCAUUACCAGGGUCAUCACCAGUACCAGGGCAGCACCAGUACCAGGGGGAAGACCUGUACCAGGAGCAGCACCAGUACCAGACACAAUAUCAGUACCUGGGACAGCACCAUACCUAGGGUCAUCACCAGUACCAGGGGAAGCACCAGUACCAGGGACAGCACCAGUACCAGGGUCAUCACAGUACCAGGGGCAGCAUCAGUACCAGGGCAGCACCAGUACCAGGGACAGCACCAGUACCAGGGACAGCACCAUUACCAGGGUCAUCACCAGUGGGAAGCACCAGUACCAGGGUAUCACCAGGACCAGGGGCGCGGGGCAUCACCAGUACCAGGGAAGCACCAGGGUCAUCACCAGUACCAGGGAAGCACCAGUACCAGGGGCAGCACCAUUACCAGGGUCAUCACCAGUACCAGGGGCAGCACCAGUACCAGGGGAAGGAACAGUACCAGGGCAGCACCAGUACCAGACACAAUAUCAGUACCUGGGACAGCACCAUUACCAGGGUCAUCACCAGUACCAGGGAAGCAACAGUACCAGGGAACCAGUACCAGACACAAUAUCAGUACCUGGGAGCACCAUUACCAGGGUCAUCACCAGUACCAGGGAAGUACCAGGGGCAGCACCAUUACCAGGUCAUCACCAGUACCAGGGAGCACCAGUACCAGGGAAGGAACAGUACCAGGAGCAGCACCAGUACCAGACACAAUAUCAGUACCUGGGACAGCACCAUUACCAGGGUCAUCACCAGUACCAGGGAAGCACCAGUACCAGGGGCAGCACCAUUACCAGGGUCAUCACCAGUACCAGGGCAGCACCAGUACCAGAGCAACAGUACCAGGAGCAGCACCAGUACCGGGAAGCACCAGGACACCACCAGUACCAGGGACAGCAUCAGUACCAGGGGUAUCACCAGUACCAGGGGCAUCACCAGUACCAGGGGUAUCACCAGGACCAGGGGCAGCACCAGUACCUGGGGCAUCACCAGUACCAGGGGCAGCACCAGUACCAGGGGCAUCACCAGUACCAGGGGCAGCACCAGGACCAGGGGCAGCACCAGUACCUGGGGCAUGACCAGUACCUGGGGCAUGACCAGUGCCAGGGGCAGUACCAGGGGCAGCACCAGUACCAGCAGGCAGCCAGGAAAGGAGCAACGCAUCAUAGUCUCUACAUGAUGGUAUUAAGAAACAAAAACACAGCGGGUAGCGGCAACACUCGGCUCUUGUAG
Messenger RNA from Homarus americanus (American lobster), 2028 nucleotides. Its product is annotated as collagen alpha-1(IV) chain-like. The transcript is spliced from 4 exons. Bases 1 to 2028 code for a protein of 675 amino acids. The record is from RefSeq and is a predicted model, not a curated record. Lineage: Eukaryota; Metazoa; Arthropoda; Malacostraca; Decapoda; Nephropidae.